Molecule: messenger RNA, 654 nt
Organism: Suillus discolor
Lineage: Eukaryota; Fungi; Basidiomycota; Agaricomycetes; Boletales; Suillaceae
Exons: 5
Coding region: 1-654 (217 amino acids)
Source: RefSeq, a predicted model, not a curated record
AUGAACAGAACCUCCUGUUAUAGAGACGACAGUCUGAUGUUGAGGCAGAUGUUGUCAAAGUCGAAGUCGAUAAGGGUUCGGAAUGGUUCGGGAAGGCCAAACCAGAACUGGACCGUUUGGGAAGAGCUAGAACUGAGAACCGUUUUCCGGUCCAGUUCUAGCUGGCGCAAGAACCAUGGACCGAACCGCGGAGAACCGGACCAAAAGUCCGGUUCGAACCAUGGUUCUGGACCGGACUGCGGCAGCACUAUCUAUGAAAUCACUCGAGAUGACAGCGAGGAAGACUUUGAAGACUUGGAAAGUGGCAUCAAUAAGGGGGCACAGCUCAGUGCCAGGUCUGCUAGUACUACUGCACAAAAUCAAGCUACUGGCGAUGAAGACAAAGACGAUAUCGAGUCCGAGAUGGAUGAGUAUGGGUAUGGGGGCCUUGACGAGGAAGAAGAGGCGACCGACGAAGAAGAUGAAGAACAAGGGGAUGGUCUUGAGGAGGCUAAUGACGAGGUCGGACUGGAGGAUGGUGAAGACGAUGCUAUGGAUGAGUAUGAAGGACUUGGCCUUGCGGCAGUAAUGAAUGUAACCAUCAGCCUGUUGCCGGCCAUGCAAGUCACCACCAGUCUGCCCACAUCCAUGCAAGUCUCCAUAACACUGGCUUGA